GCCGGCCGAGCCCCCGCGGGCGGCGCGAUGGCUUCCAAGGAGCGCCUCUACGAGCUCUGGAUGCUCUACUUCGCCAAGAAAGACUUGUCCUACCUGCAACAAUGGCUGGAAACCUUUGUCGCAAAUUUCGAGAAGAUCAUCGCUGUGAAUUCACUGGAUCCAAGAAGGCCGGAGGACUCGGUCUCCGAGAUCCCGCUGCUGCCCCACGACGUCCUCGAGAUGCUGACCCAGCAGCUGACCGGCAGCGUCGCCCAGAUCUCCCACGAGGAGGUGGCGGAGGCGGGACUCAGCCGGGCUCUCCUGCUCGUCAAGUUCUUCAUCAUCAUUUGCAGGAAUCUGGAAAACGUCCAAGCGGAUCAGCCCCCGGCGUUUGUGCGCGAAGUGAUCGGUUUGCUGUCUGCCUAUUCUAAAAAGCUCAAGAACACCCCAGGGCAGGGCUUGCCGUACCGGGGUCAGCUGGAGAACGUCGCUUUGUACGCCCUGCACCUCUGCGAAUGCCUCUUUGACCCCUACCAGACGUGGAGGAGACAGCUGAGCGGGGAGAUCGUCAGCAUGAAAGAGAAGAGCAAAUACAAGUUUGCACCGGCUGCCCUCCCUCCAGAGUUCAGCUCCUUUUUCCAAGAGUGUUUCCAAGAGGAGGAACAGCUUCCGGAGGCCCUCCAGCUGCGGCUCAUCCACCUCUUUGGGGCCGUCGUCUCAGGUUCCAAGCGAAACGCCCUGGCGCUGGUCACGCCAUCCUCGGUUGAGGUCCUCAUGCUGGUUCUCCGGAGGUGGUGUUCUCCGGCCAGCGGGUCUCCCAGGGAUCUCCGCUUGCUGCAGCUGACCUUGAAGAGCUUGGUGGAGAUGGUCCACGUCCUCCACGUCAGCAGCCCCAGCCAGCCCCAGGUGGAAAUCAGGGCCAUCUUGGGCAGCUUCUUCAAAGUCCUCAACUCUGACCAGCCCAUGGCCUCGCUGGACAGCUCGCCGGGACCCCACUGGGAGGAGAAGCUCAUCACCCUCAGGGUGAACAUGCUGGAUGCUAUCCCAGAAAUGUUGAACUGCGAUGACCGGCCCGUCCUGCAGGCAAUCUUCCUCAGCAACAACUGCUUUGAGCACAUCAUCCGGCUCAUCCAGAACAGCAAGCUCUACCUGAGCGCUGAGUGCAAAUCCUCGGGGAGCGAUCUGGCCGCCUGGUUGCUGACCGAGAUGGAUAUCCAUCAGGUCUUUGACACCCGCUCGGAUGCCCUGGCAGUUCACGCCAUUGGGGUGCUGACGUCCAUCAUGAGUGGCUCUCCUUCAGCCAAGGAGGUGUUCAAAGAACGGAUCGGCUACUCCCAUUUGCACGAAGUCCUGAAGAGCCAGAGCCAGCCAACUCAGAGGCUCCUGCAGGAGCUGCUGAAUAUGGCGGUCGAAGGUGACCACGCCUCUUGCCCCGCUCGCCCCAUCCGCAACGAGCAGCCGCUGUUGAUUCUGCUCACCUGGCUCCCAGAGCUGAAGUCGUGCGAACUGCAGAUCUUCGUGUCCGAGCGGCUGAAGAACAUCUGCAACUCCUCCCUCCAGAGCCGCACGACCUGCGUGAAGGCGGGGAUGGUGGGCUGCCUGCUGGACGCCCUCUGCACCGCCGAGCGCCGACUGGAUGCCAAAUGCGCGGAGAACCUCAUCUGUUUGCUGCAAUCCCUGGGCAGCCUCUCCAUCCGGCCGGGCGAGUUCAGGCAACUCCUCAGGCUCCUCCGGAGUGACCCGGGCAAGGGACCCCACCCCUACACCACCCAAGUCAUCCGCGCGCUCUCAGGCAUGGCCCGGAAGGAUGGGCCGGAACGAGCCCUGCAGUACUUCGACCUCACCCCCAGCAUGGCGGGGAUUAUGGUGCCCUCCAUCCAGAAGUGGCCCGGAAGCGGCUUUGCCUUCCACGGCUGGGUGUGCCUGGUGGAGGAGGUGAAGGAGUCCGCCGAGGAGGCCGCCAAGCUGAAACGGAAGCAGCUGUACAGCUUCUUCACCGCCAGCGGGACGGGCUUCGAGGCCUUCUUCACAGCCGACGGGAUGCUGGUGGUGGCCGUCUGCACCAAGAAGGAGUACAUGACGGUCGCUCUCCCGGAGCUUCCUUUCAACGACAGCGCCUGGCACUGCGUCGAUAUUGUCCACAUCACCGGCCGACGGCCCUUCGGUCAGAACCUCGUGAACGUCUACGUGGAUGGGCAGCUCCGAAAAAUGGCUCAGCUGCGUUUCCCCUCUCUGGGGGAGUCCUUCACUUCCUGUUGCAUCGGCUCCGCCGGCCACCGGACGACCACCACGACCACCCCCAACCUGCCCUCCCCGUGUCACUCGCCAGACCUGGCCUUCCCUCCUCACCCUCCCCUGAGCCGCUCUCAGUCUUUCCCAGCCUCUCUGGCACCGCACUCCUGGAUGCCCAUUCCGUCUCAGGUCCCUCGGGAAGGUGUGGUUUCCACGACGCUCGCUGGGAGCCAGGACACAGAGUGGGGGAUGCCCACAUCCCUGGAGGGCCACCUCGGAUCUGUUGCCAUCUUCUACGAAGCUCUCCAGCCGGCUCAAGUGAAGGCACUCUACUCCUCAGGACCAAACGUUACAUCUCCGUUUAAGCCAGAAGGGGAUUUCUUGGAGUUCAGCAGCAAACUCCUUCUGUAUUACACGCCGCAGGCUUGCAAAAGCAACAUCUGCCUGGACCUUUCCCCAAACCACUUCUUCGAUGGGAGGCUGACGGGGCACAAAGUGGUGAACUGGGAUGUCAAGGAUGUGGUCAACUGCGUGGGUGGAAUGGGGGUGCUCCUCCCCUUGCUGGACCAAGCGGCGUCACAGAAAAAGGAGGCGGAAGACAAUCAGGAAACCCACGAUUUGGUCGGCCCGGAGCUGACUUCAUCCCGGAACGCCCAGGGCCUCCUCAUCCCGCUGGGGAAAUCCUCAGAAAGCCGGCUGGAGAAGAACAGGGUGGCGGCCUUCCUCCUCUUGGUGAAGAACUUUCUCCGAGGCCACGCGGUCAAUCAGGAGAGCCUGGUCCAGUGCCACGGGCCAGCAAUCAUGGGAGCCCUGCUCCAGAAUGUCCCCAGCCAGAUGAUGGACAUGAACGUGCUGAUGGCGUCUCAGAUCCUCAUGGAGCAGGUGGCUUCCGAAGGACACCAUCUUCUGCUGCACCUCCUCUACCAGUAUCUGCUUUUCGACUUCCACAUCUGGAGCAACAGUGACUUUGCUGUCCGGUUGGGCCACAUCCAGUACCUUUCCAACAUAAUUAAGGACCACAAACAAAGGAUCCGGAAGAAAUACGGGGUCCAGUAUAUCCUAGACUCCAUCAGGACCUAUUAUGGGACUUACAAGGAGAAGCCGGUGGCAACGGACGACAUCAGGACAGUGCAGACCUCCCUCUUCAGCCUGGUCAAGGACUUCUUGUGCAGAAGCUUCUCCGCGGAUGAGAUGCAGAGCACCCUCAACUAUCUCGCUGCUGUGAAUGACGAGCACCAGGUGUGUGGGGUGCUGGAGGUGAUGCACAGCCUGCAGAAGAGCUCCCCUACCCAGGAACAGCUCUUCACCUUCCUCUUCGAGCCGGGAAACGUCGAGAUCUUUUUCUCACUUCUUGUUCAGAGGAAGUUCUCCGAGGACGUGCGGGAGAGGCUGUUCAAGAUCCUGCACAAGCUGCUGAAGUACGAGAAGGUGAGCGAGCGCAGCAAACACCGCCUGAAGCUGAAAGACAUCGGCUACCAGGGCUUCAUCUCCUCCCUGAACGACGUCCCAGUUUCCAUGCAGCUCUUCCGCCACCUCCUGGAGCAAGUCCUCGGAUCAGACACCCCAAACUACAAAGAUUUGGUGGCGGUGGUUUACCUGUCCCACCGGGCAGAGCUGACUGUCAGGCUGGACAUCUGCAGAAAGCUCUUCCACCUGAUCUACUCCCAGCACGACAUGGUGAAGCAGCUGGCCAAGCUGGCUAGCUGGCAAGACACCCUCACCAAGCUGUACGUCAAGGAGUCCUAUGAGUCGCGCCAACACAGCUUGUCAGGCUCCUCCAACAGCGGGGGCUGCUUUGACCUCCUGAGGAUCUCCGACCAGCCGGCUCCAGAAAUGGGGAAGGAGUCUGCGGAAGCCCUGAGCCCAACCACCCCUGAUCUCCAGGACCUUGACGUCUUCCUCCCGCUGGGCUACGAGACCUCGGACCAAGAGCUUUCAGAAGGUUUCUCCGACCACUCCAUCUCUCCCACCAACCAGCGGGGCAAAUCCUUCCACCCCUACAGCUUCAAACCCUUUGACUCCUUGGAUCUCGCCAGCCAUUCCUCAUCUUCCAACACCGUGGACCUCCCUGGGCAGGGUGAGGCCCACGCUGGAGACACGGUCCAUGUGGACAGGGUCUACCACCCUCUUUCUCCUUUCUCCAUGUCCCCCUUCGACCUCGGCUUGGACAUGGGGAGCUCCAGUUCUGCAGCUACGGCCGAGAGCGGAAACCAGACACCCGUCAGCUUACCCGGAACCCCUUCCCCCCUGGAGAACUUCAAGCCCUUCCCAGGGACACGAGGUCGGAAGAGCUCCAGCCUCUCCAACGUUCUGGAUGAGACCAGCUACCAGGAGACCUUGCCCAGUGACAACAUCUCCAACACGAGCAAUCCUCAGCAGACCCCCGAGGAGGAACUCUGCAACCUGCUGACCAACAUCAUCUUCUCGGUGACCUGGCGAGGGGUGGAGGGCUGGGACGACGCGGCCUGGAAGGAGCGGGGCCAGGUCUUCUCCGUCCUCACCAAGCUGGGCUCGGCCUGUGAGCUGGUGCGCCCCCCGGAUGAGAUCAAGCGCAGUCUCCUGGAGAUGAUGUUGGAGUCAGCCUUGACAGACAUCAAAGAGUCCACUCCUGCGAUGCUCCCCAGCCUCACCCAGAACGCCCUCAAGCUGCUGCGACUCCUUCAGGAUUUCUUGUUUUCGGAGGGCCAGAGCAACCCGGCCUUGUGGAGUGAGAAGGUCUACGAGGGUGUCAACAGCCUCCUGGACAAGUUGGCAGUCUGGUACCAUUUGGCCAACGGCACUUCCGACUUGAAGGAGAUGGCCCAGAUCGGCCUGCGCUUGCUCGUUGGCUACAUUAUGCUUGAGGAUGCACAGCUGCAGCCCUUGGCCUACGCGAAGCUCCACACCCUCCUCCAGACGGCCUCAGCUCCCAAGAAGGAGGAAGCCUGCUAUCUGCUGGGCAAGCUGGAUCUCCCCCUCCAGCGUUUGCUGCACACGAAGUCAGAGGCUCUGUCCUGGCUGGUGCCCAUCAUACGUACCCUGAUGGACCAGUGUUACGAGACCCUGCAGCUCCAGCACUUCCUCCCUUCCCUGCCUCCCACCAACGGCAGCCCCACCUUCUUCGAGGACUUCCAGGCAUUCUGCACCACGGCGGAGUGGAAGGCCUUCAUGGAGAAGCACGUUCUGCCAAACAUGACCCAGUUUGAAAUGGACACAUUUGCCAAGAGCCACGACCACAUGUCCAACUUCUGGAACUCCUGCUACGACUCCCUGAUGAGCAGUUCCCUGAGGAGGGAGAAGGAGAAAGCGGAGAGCAGGAGGAAGUUCCAGGAGCUCGUCCUGGAACCGGUGAUGAAGCGGGCCAAGUACGAGAACAUCCGGCACACCAACACGCUGAAGCAAGUCAACAACCAUCACAACACCGUCUUGAAACAGUGGAGGGCUCUGAAGCGCCUGCUGACCUCUCAGCGUUCUGCCUGGGCUGACCGGGAUCCUCCAGAGAUGCACUGGAAGCUCUCGGGGGCAGAGACCUACUCUCGGAUGAGGCUGAAGCUGGUCCCCAAUUACAACUUCGACAGCCACGCGGAGGCCAGCGCGCUUCGGGACAACCUAGGUGCUGAUUACUCACCGAAGCCCACGGAGGCCUUUUCCCUGGCAGUGGCCAAGGAGGCGAAGGUCAGUAAAAUGCAAGAUGACCAACUGGCGGAAGAGGAGCUACUGUUCCCGGACAAUCAGGUGGAGAACAAAGAGCAGAGUCUGCGCGAGAAGCUGGUGAUCUCGGAGGACUGCGAGCUGAUCACCACAGUGGCCGUGGUGCCAGGGCGCCUGGAGGUCACCACCCAGCACCUCUACUUCUACGACGGCAGCAGCGACAAGGAGGAGACUGAGGAAGGAAUUGGGUACGAUUUCAAGCGCCCCCUAUCUCAGCUCCGAGAACUGCACCUUCGCCGGUACAACCUCCGCCGGUCUGCUCUGGAGUUCUUCUUCAUUGACCAAGCCAACUACUUCCUCAACUUCAAGAAGAAGGUCAGGAACAAUGUGUAUUCUUCCAUCCUUGGCCUGCAACCCCCAAACCAGAUUUACUAUGGCAGCCGUUCUCCUCAGGAGCUACUGAAGGCCUCUGGCUUGACUCAGAAAUGGGUUUACCGGGAGAUCUCCAACUUCGAGUACCUCAUGCAGCUUAACACCAUUGCAGGCCGCACCUACAACGAUCUCUCUCAGUAUCCUGUGUUUCCAUGGAUCCUGAAGGAUUACAUCUCGGAAACACUGGACCUCAGCAACCCCGCCGUGUUCCGGGAUCUUUCCAAGCCCAUUGGGGUGGCCAACGAGAGACACGCCAAGGAUGUCAAAGAGAAGUACGAGAGCUUCGAGGACCCCACAGGCAUGAUCGACAAGUUCCAUUACGGCACUCACUACUCCAACGCGGCUGGCGUCAUGCACUACCUGAUUCGCACCGAGCCCUUCACGACCCUCCACAUCCAGCUGCAGAGCGGAAGGUUUGACUGCUCCGACCGCCAGUUCCACUCCGUCCCCGCGGCAUGGCAAGCCCGCAUGGAGAACCCCGUGGACGUUAAGGAGUUAAUCCCGGAAUUCUUCUACUUCACGGACUUCCUGGAGAACCAGAACGGUUUUGACCUGGGCUGCCUUCAGCUGUCAAACGAAAAGGUGAAGGAUGUGGUCCUUCCCCGGUGGGCAAAGUCUCCUGAGGAUUUCAUCCGCAAGCACAGGAAAGCUCUGGAAUCGGAGUAUGUCUCUGCCCAUCUCCAUGAAUGGAUUGAUCUCAUCUUUGGGUACAAGCAGAGAGGCCCGGCAGCCGUGGAGUCGCUGAAUGUCUUCUAUUACUGCACUUAUGAAGGGGCCGUUGACUUGGACGCCAUUGCUGACGAAACCCAGAGGAAGGCUUUGGAAGGCAUUAUCAGCAAUUUUGGGCAGACCCCGUGCCAGCUGCUAAAGGAGCCCCACCCAGCCCGCCUGUCAGCCGAAAAUGCCGCCCAGAGACUCGCUCGGUUGGACACCACGUCCCCAAACGUCUUUGAGAAUCUCAGUCAGCUCAAAUCCUUCUUUGUGGAGGGUAUCAGCGAUGGGAUUCCGCUGGUGCAGGCUGUGGUCCCAAAGAACCAGGCCCACUCUUUCAUGACUCAGGGAUCUCCUGACAUGCUGGUCACUGUCAGCGCCAAUGGGCUGCUUGGGACCCACGGCUGGCUGCCCUAUGACAAAAACAUCUCCAACUAUUUCAGCUUCACCAAAGACCCCACUGUCUCCAACUCCAAGACCAAGCGCUACCUGCACGGCCCCUUUGCACCAGGGGCGGACCUGUCCUUCAAGACUCUCGUCGUUUCUCACGACGGGAAGCUCCUCUUCAGCGGGGGCCACUGGGACAACAGCUUGCGCGUGACCUCGCUGAGCAAAGGGAAAGUCGUGGGGCACAUCGACAGGCACAUAGAUGUCGUCACUUGCUUGGCCUUAGAUCUCUGCGGAAUCUACCUCAUCUCCGGGUCGCGGGACACCACCUGCAUGGUAUGGCAGGUCCUCCAACAGGGUGGUUUCUCUUGUGGCCUAGCACCCAGACCUGUCCAGGUUCUCUACGGGCAUGACGACGAAGUCACAUGUGUGGCCAUCAGCACCGAGUUGGACAUGGCCGUGUCCGGGUCAAAGGACGGCACCAUCAUCGUCCACACCGUCCGCCGAGGCCAGUUCAUGAAGUCGAUCCGGCCCCCGUGCGAGAGUUCCCUGCCGGUCACCAUCUCCAGCCUGGCGGUGGGCCAAGAGGGGCAGAUUGUGGUCCACACCACCCUGGAGGGAAGGGCAUCUCUGAAGGACAAGUUUGCCCUCCACUUGUACUCUGUCAACGGCAAGCACCUGUCUUCCAUCCCGCUGGACGAGGAAGUCACCGCCGCGUGCAUCACCGGGGACUUUGUCGUGCUGGGGACCGUUCAGUGUUCUCUGCAGAUCCGGGAGCUUUGGAGCCUCCAAGCGGCCGUUUCCCCUUUGUCCAUGAAGGUCCCAAUCCACAGCGUCUCUGUGACCAAGGAGAUGAGUCACAUCUUGGUGGGUCUGGAGGACGGGAAGCUGAUUGUGGUGGGAGCCGGGCAGCCCUCAGAGGUGAGGCCAGGCCAGUUUCACAGGCGGCUCUGGCGUUCGACACGGCGCAUCUCCCAGGUGUCGUCCGGUGAGACAGAAUACAACCCGACGGAGUCCAAGUAGCCGUCCCGGGUCGGCUGUCCACCUUCCUGCUGCCUUCCACCUGCGCCUGCAUCAGAGGGACCCCAGAUCCGUCUGGUCUCACCUGCCGGGGGUGUUCUUUGGCCGCUUCCCCGCUCGUGGUCUGCUGCUGACGGUCUCGUCGCACAGCCCCUGGUUUGUAGCUGUGGAAACUGCCUCAAGGACUCCUAUGCAAACCAGAGGUCUGCGCCCCUCUCGCACAGUGCUCUGGGGGCAGGCGUGUGCAGGACAAUCUCCAGAGGGGGCUCUCGAGAGCCCACCCAGCCGUUCCUCCCCCGUUUCUUGAUUCCUAUUAUUAUUAUUAUUAUUUGAUUCCUGUGGAGCUUGAAGUGGCAAAUGUUUGUAUUCGUCUUCUUACACUGGAAAGAGAGAAAGAGGCCAACGAGGAAUGGGGAGGGCGAGGACUUCCGCUGCCUCCUGCCUAUCCGGCAGGAAACAAAAUGCAAUAGACACACACCAGCCUCAAGACAACAGAGUCUGGUCUUUCUCCGAUGGCCUUAAGCAGACCUUUCUCUUGCACUACGUAGAAGACCUGCGCCAGAACCAAGGAUUCAGAUUCUUGCUGGCCCUGGAGAUAGGGGGCGCCCAGUCUGCUCAUUCCGAGAAAGCUUUAACAGUGAGCUGAAAAGGGAAGGUAUUAGUAGGAGCAUGCUGUUUCUUCUCCAGCUGGGGGCACCGGACGGGGUGGAGGGGCAACCCACUCGGUUCUAGGCCGAAGAUAUUAGCAAGGCAGCCAACCCUGCAAGCAUCAAAGCAGAGGGGUGUGGCAAAUAGGCAGCAUGUCCUGCCUCGCUGGGUUGUUUCCUCCCCCCGCCCCAAUAUCCACAGGGAUUGGGAUAUUUCCUAUUGGUGACCUCAGAGGCGAGAUCUAUUGAAUUUCUGGGGGAGGAGGGAUGUCCGUGACUCUUCUGCGCCAAUCUUGGUGCCAUGCACAGUUUCACCAGCAAUAAGCCCCGGCCUCUCAGCGUAGACUUGUGUCUUUACCAAAUCCUAGCAGGCCGAGACCUUCUGUGGUAUCUCGAGGGGAGGAUCCGCAGAAGAUUUUGUGCAGCCCCGGUAAGGGAGUCCUUCUCCUGGCCUGCUGCGGUUCCCAGUCCUCCAAAGUGCAACGGCGUAUUUUUGGAAGAGGGCUACUCUGCAGUUGCUAAAACGAAGGCAGUCCAGACUUUUUAAAGGCUUUCUGCGAGCCGACCGAGCUGCUGUUUAGAACGGGGACUUUGGGUGGAAUCGCCAGCAAGGAAUUCAGUUAUCCCCCUCCCCCCCCCCCCAAAUACGUUCAAGAACAGGCUGGGUGUCGCUGGCUGUCCAGUUCCCCUUUAAGCACUUUUUGAUAACCAAAACCGCUCAAUGUUGAAGGUGAAAUAAACAGACGAGCCGCUUGUGGCUCUCAACAGGACACAUCAGGGGUCUUUUUCCAGCAGGUGUGAAGGGGCAUGCUGUUUCAGAACAGGUACCCCCGAAGAACCCGCUUGCUUUUCUCCAGCCUUACCUGGAUAUCGACUAAGGCAUAUAAUGGGAAGGGGAAAUAACACUCGGUGGGGAACAACAAGAACACCUCUGAAAUGGAGGGCUUUGCCUCAAUCUACUGAAACGUCAUCUCAGAGCAAACGUCCCUUGGAGUCCAGAUAGAUUGUUGGCAUAUAAUGGGAAGGGGAAGGUCAUCUCAGAGCAAACGUCCCUUGGAGUCCAGAUAGAUUGUUGGCAUAUAAUGGGAAGGGGAAAUAACACUCGGUGGGGUACAAGAACACCUCUGAAAUGGAGGGCUUUGCCUCAAUCUACUGAAACGUCAUCCCAGAGCAAUCGUCCCUUGGAGUCCAGAAGUGAAUCAGAAGCUCAAUGGGAAUUUCGGUUAGUCCCUAUGGAUGCAGGUGGUUGAAAGAGUGUUUCGGAGAGAUGACAGAAGAUCAUGUGAACUUUGACUGGUAGCCAUAAGGGUGACUCAGUUCUACAAAGAGAGAAAUGCCUGGAUCCUUUUCGCCCCGCAGGUAACUUUGUUUCAUUCCUGAGAUCCCGGAUCGCUGAUCCCUCCCGGUCUUUUGUAAAGUUGAGAGCAAACCUGGAUUGUUUUUAUUUUUUCCACAGAAGGCAGUUGUGAGUAUUCCCCUUGGCCCAUCCUUCUCCCUUUCUGGCACUCACACCCAUGUGUCCCUUCGAUCAAGGAAACUGAAGGGGUCAGAGGCUGCAUCCCGGAAGGUUCUUCCUUUUUUCCCAGAUUCGGUUGGGCUGCCCACUCUUAACUUUAUACAAUGUGAGGACUUUGAAUCUUUCCUUCACACACGACUCGCCCUGAACCAAAACUGUAGUUGGUCUUGGAGAAAACAGGGCUGGUCGACUUCCAGAUCUUUAGAUCUUGGUUCCAUCUCUUUGCUCAUGUAGGACACAUUGAGUUAGUGGGGCUGCAGACAAUUUGAAGAGGAGCAUCUCUCGUAGAUCCCGUAAGGGAAAUUUGGGGCUCUCGGUUCAGUCUUCCGGGUAGCUUCCUUGCCACAUUAUAUCACAUGUCCGUCCCCAUAACACAAAGCACAUCCCACCACUAUGAUUACACACGGGCAGGCCUCUUUUUUUUCUGCAGGGACUCCUUUGCAUAUUAGGCCACACCCUCCUGAUGUAGCCCAUCCUCCUUUAGCUUACAGUAGACCCUGCACGAAGAGCCCUGUAAGCUCUUGGAGGAUUGGCUACAUCAGGUGGGUGUGACCUAAUAUGCAAAUGAGUUCUUGCUACAAAAAAAAGCCCUGUCCACGGGAGCCCCUUGGUUCUUCCAGAUGAUCUUUGACUAGCUCUCCUGGGACAGCCACCAAUGUUUUAUCCUCAAGUAAUUUUGCUGUUGACACUUGAUUGUUCCUAAACCACGUUGUUGGCUUGCCCUGCUGUUUCCUUGGGGGGGGGGGCGAGGAGGAUUGGUACCGUGACAGUUACUUGUGUGGCUUCAAGAACAUGUCAACCUUGUCUGUGCUGAUGGUCAAGCCCCAUGGCUAAGCAUACAUGUGACAGUGGAUUCUCCUGUCUAUAGGCUGGAAUUCUAAAAAGGGAUAUGUCUUCUUUCAAACAGGGCUUUGUCAAGAAGGCUUUAAGACCCGCUGGAAGAAGUGCACUGGCUUUCUAUGCGCCAAAAAUGGCACUGUGAACCCUGAAACUCUGUAGGGGGAGAUAUUUUGCACUGGACAGUUGAUUACAAAAGGGUUUUUUUCCGUGUAGAACUUGUCUUGCCACUCUCUCCCUCUCUUAGGACCAACCAACUCUCCCACGUCCCUCUGUGGAUCCAGGAUCGACUUAUAUUCAUACAGUAGAUAUGCCUUUCUCCUUCCUUUUGCUAAAGAGAAAGGUCCAGGCUCUCAAAGCAAUGACCUCUGACCCUAACCCGCCCCACUCCUAAAAGUGAAUCUUUGGUGAAGGCCGAGUUUGAAGAACACCAAGUGCAAUAUUGCAUUUUGCAGAUAAAAUAUGCUCUUUUUCUGACUGUCCCGUUGUACCAUUGUUUCCUGUGUACAUAAUAAUAUAUAAACAGGUUUUUGUACCUUUUACGAAUGUUGAUCCAAAUUUUUCUACUGUUUUGUAUUUUAUUGAGGGGUGGGGGGGAGAGUUACUUAGAGCUUUUUGGACUCCUGCAGGCUUUGAAGGAGUGCCCAAGUCUCCAUGUGGAUUUGUCCUCUGUUCAGGGUGAGAAUUGUACGGGGAGGGACACAAGGCGAUCCUUCCAGAGGACUCUGCGCUGGCCAAGUCGUCUCGGUUUCCAUCUCUUCAUUUUGUUCUGGCUUUGUGGGGGGUCAAAUAGGCCCAAGGGAGUUUUGCAGCUCAGUGGUCAAGGCUUCUGAAUCAACCUGUUUUUUCAGGGUUCUGAUUCAAAAGCUUUCGAACGCCCAUCUCUAGCAGUUGUUCCAACAGAAACUGGAUUCCCUUCACAUCACGCUUUGAUGUGCGCGAUGGAACACAAGGGGGGAAUAGUACCUGCAACGAGGGUGAGGAGAAGUGGGACACCAAAGCUAACAGCCAGUUUUGGAUUCUCUUCUUGGACCUUAUUUGUUUUUUCUCCAUUUGGACAUGGGUGGGUGUUGACACGGGAAGAGUUCUAGAAGGGCUUUCACGUCUCCUGCUGCUUUGGGUCGCACUAAGAGCGAGCCUUUUUGUCGUUACAGUUUGACGUGGCCUCACCUUGAGUUGAGACACUGUCUAUAUGCAGUCACACAUCCCAUCAACGGCGUUUUCCUUCUUGGAAGUUAUCCGAGUUGCUGGACAUCACCGUGAGGUUGCAGCGGGACUGAGCUGAGGGGGUUGCUGGCCUCACCCUUUGAAUGAAGGGGCGCCAGAAAGCUAGCCAAAGAUGAACGAGACACAUUUUCAUUCCGGCAGUUUUGAGUUUGACAUGCAGAGAUCCCCUUUAUGGAGCUGCACAGAGAAUUGCUCACAGAGAUCACGGAUUAGUGCAGCGCUUAGUGAAAUGAGCCUGAAUGAUGUGUAGAGUAUGAAAUACCACAAAGCAUGCCUUCAUCUUCUUCCCUAGAUCUGGGGGGGGGGGUUACUGCAGGCAUUUCUAGGACACACAGGAAGUCCAGCUUUCAAAGGGAGAGACAUAGGCUGGCUUAGGUUAAGGUCAGAUUUGCACCCGUUUUCAUUUGCAAAUUAUCUUUCAAACGGGUCCCCGUCACAAAGGGGCCACACAACAGUCCAUCAGUGACAGAGUUCCUCAUUCUGACCAAGGUUUGAGGCUCACUUUAUGGAUCUCUCUCGGUUUCUGCUCCAGAGUCCAAAACGGUGGCCGCAGAGACAGGACAAAUCCACAUCAGACUGGUUUGCUCUCGGGAGAACAACUACAAAGCCCAGGGCAGCGUCCGUCCACAUAAAGCACAAUCCGAACUUAAAUUUUAUAAAAGAGUUUAUGCCUUAAACUUGAAAAUGACUGCCUUCAGCUGUCUGGGGUUUUAUCCUGCGGCCUUGAUGGUAUCCUGUUCAUAAAACUUUGAAUAAACUUCAGAAAGAAACAAAAA
Messenger RNA from Heteronotia binoei (common prickly gecko), 13394 nucleotides. It is a transcript of the gene NBEAL2, whose product is annotated as neurobeachin like 2. The record is from RefSeq and is a predicted model, not a curated record. Gene Ontology annotation, cellular component: membrane; cytosol. Lineage: Eukaryota; Metazoa; Chordata; Lepidosauria; Squamata; Gekkonidae. Bases 28 to 8394 code for a protein of 2788 amino acids. Gene Ontology annotation, molecular function: protein kinase binding. Gene Ontology annotation, biological process: intracellular protein localization. The transcript is spliced from 55 exons.